AUGAUGGCGUUGCUGAAAAUGAGUUGCAUAUUUGUUCUCAUCUUGCUGAAUUGUUUGGCAUGGAUUGUCCAUGGGAGUCAUUUUCUUGGUGGAACAAUUACAUGGCGUCUCUUGAAUCAAUCAGCUACAGGAACGCCUGUUGCUGUUGUCAUCACACAAACUUAUUCGUGGUCAUAUUCUCUGAUAACAUGUACUAAUGCUAUGAUUAGUAGUAAUCAAUUGAUUCCUACUAGUUCAUAUCCAUUACUUCUGACGGCCACACUCAAUUGUAUCGCUAAUUGUACUAGUGGCGCAAUUGGUUACGUGGCUCCUAACAUCAGACCUCGAUGCACAAAUAUCUCGCCUUCGCUUGGAAUCACUGUUGGACAACGUUCUGACACUGUCUCUAUAGAAGCAGGUAGCGAUUUUUCCGUUGCCUAUCAGGACACUGCCUGGCGACCUUUAGCAUCAAGUGCUAGUGCAGCUUGGUCUGUUUCAUCACGUAUCCAGCUAACAAUAAGACCUGACAAUAGUCUCUAUAACAAUGCUCCUACUGCUUCUCUCAUGUCUCCCAUUAAUAUUCCUUAUAAUCAAUCAACAGCUAUUUAUAUACCUGUGGCCGAUGCCGAUGGAGACAUUACUCGUUGUCGAUGGUCGACAUCCUUGAAUGGAGUUAAUGAAUGUGGAGGUGUUUGUCCACCUGGCUCAUUACCAGCUAAUACCAUGAUCUAUCCUAACUGUACUAUCAUAAUCAUAGAUCAGACUAUUGGAGAUUGGUUCGCUAUUACUCUGAUGGUCGAAGACUUUAUCAAUUCAUCUAGUAUCGAUCCUCUAAGUUCGGUACCUGUUCAGUUUCUUGUUCAAGUCGUUAGCCCACCAGGAUGUACCAUUGCACCUGAAAUUAUUGGAAUACCACUUGAACAAGCGUGUAUUCCACUAAGUGUCGGUCAAACAUUCAAUUCAGAACUUAUGGCAGUCAAUAACUGUGGAUUAAGUGUGACGAUUGUCGAUAUUGCAACACUCUCAUUUAGUGGAAUGAUCCAAGGAAACAUUGCUCAAUUAAAUACAACAAUCUACUACAAGACUCUUUCAUGGAUACCGACCACUGCUCAAAUCGGCUUUCAAGUGAUGUGUGCUAUGGCUUUAGAUAGUCAAAACGCUCAAUCUGCUCAGUAUUGUUUCAAAUUCUAUGUAUCAGAAACUUCUGCUUGUGCUUGUCCUGGGGAGACCUGCAUCACUACUACCACAACGUGA
Adineta steineri is the source of this 1233-nucleotide messenger RNA. The record is from the annotation of a GenBank genome assembly. Lineage: Eukaryota; Metazoa; Rotifera; Eurotatoria; Adinetida; Adinetidae.